AUGGAACCCCCUGCUACCAUAGAUGAUAUGGAGAUUCCCAGUCUGCUCCAGAUGCGCCUCGGCCUCACACUUUCACUCGUCUCCGCUUUCCAAAUAUUUCAGCAGUCGGUGGUAAAUGAACUCCAUGACGUCGAUCGCACAAGCAUAACAUUCUCGCUGGUCAGUGCGGCAUUCCCUCUCGGUCAAUUCAUCUCAACGCUUUUCCUCGCAUGUCGUCCGAUUCCGGCCAAACUGGGACUUAUCAUCGAUGCCUGGCUGCUCAUAGUAGGCUCCAUUGUGGCGGCCAUUCCCAGCGUUGUCGCAAAAAUACGGGCAGCUUCUAGACUAAGCGCCAAGGAGGAGUGGGAAGAACCUGGGAGAAAUGAAACUUCUUGGUCACUGAUGUGUGCUGGACGGUUUCUAAUCGGUUGUGGAGCUGGUCUCGGCUUCGUCUGUUCAACGAUCGUCCUGUACGACAUGGUGCCAUAUGCAGCUCGUCCAGCUCACUUUCUUGCAUUGGGAAUCUCAUUCGCCUUCGCCACUCUAAUGAUCAACUGUACUCCUUUGAUCAAUUUUUCUGAUACUACCACUGUGAUAUUUGCGUCACUAGAGUCGCUUAUCUAUUUUCUUCAACCGAAAUCCAAUACUGAGAAGAUGACCGAUUCACCAUUAGAAGACUUCAGGGAAGUUCCCUCGAAGUUCCCUUCGACAUUGAUUUACGUUCUUAUGACGCUGAAUGUGAGCAUUGGAGUGCCAGCAAUUCUCGCCUUUUCGAAAGGUGUGUUCGAGAAAUUCGGUCUCGAUGCAACCACUGCUGCCUCGCUUUCUGUCGCAUUUCCUGUCGUUCAGAUAGUGCUUAUAAUCAUUCUCCACAAAUCGCUUUUGAAUAGGAAAAUUCUCAUUGUUGGUGGAUACAUUAUUGCUGUGAUGAUCCAGGCAAUGCUUCUUCUGACGUCAUACUAUCCUUACCUUCCGGAAAAGCACAAGACAAUUGCAAUGAGUGUACUGUUUUGGUUGCUGGCUGUUGUGGUCUGUGUCCCGUGUAACACUGCCCUGUGUUUAAUUACUGAACAAUUUGUCUCUUCAAGUGAGCAGAUGACAUUCGCAAGUCGAGGGAGAGCCUUGAUGUGGGUCUUGGCUACCGUCAGUACUGCUACGUUCACUUAUGCCAUGGAGGUCUACGGAUUCACCAUCUGUUUCGUUCCAUACGUCUUGAUCUCAGCCAUGUUCCUUGCGGUUCUGAUUCAUGUCUUAUCCAGAGAAAUACAAAGAAGACGUCUAGCACAAUUGGCAGACGAUACCACAAAAUGA
Messenger RNA from Ostertagia ostertagi, 1290 nucleotides. The record is from the annotation of a GenBank genome assembly. NCBI's taxonomy places the organism in Eukaryota, Metazoa, Nematoda, Chromadorea, Rhabditida, Trichostrongylidae.